Messenger RNA from Paramecium pentaurelia, 989 nucleotides. The record is from the annotation of a GenBank genome assembly. NCBI's taxonomy places the organism in Eukaryota, Ciliophora, Oligohymenophorea, Peniculida, Parameciidae.
AUGUACAAAGGAAACCCCACAGAAGUAAAAAGCAGCACAGGGUAGAAGAUAACAAGACCAUAUAGUUAAUAAAAGUAUCUUUUAAGAUAACUUAGGGAGUAUAUAGAUGUUAAGUCUUCACUUAAAUAGUAAUCAUAUUCUUGUGAAAAAUCAAACUAAUCCACAAUAUUGAAAAGCAAAGUGUCUAGUAAAUAAUAAGUAAAGAACAAAAUGAAACCAACAUAAACGCGAUUUUAAUUUUAAUAACCUUAGAGUUUAUAAACAACUCAUCGUUAUAAUCAUUCUCCAUAUGUUAAGCCUCAUUAAUAAUAACAAAUAUUUGAGUUAUAGAAAACAAUAAUGGCUGAUUCUAACCGAAUGGGUAAUAAUGUAAAUCAAAUGAAGUUUCACUCUUAAUAAAAUAAAAACCCAUAACAUAUAUAAAGGCAUCAUAAAUCAUAUUAAACAAAUUGUUAAGAAAAAUAAACCUAAAGUUUAAAUGGUAGUUUUGAACUUAAAAAAAGAAUAUUUACAACUAAUUAAGAUGUUAAUACAUAAUUUAAUAUGAUUGCAAAAUCUAAUAGAGCAUAAUCUGUAAUUGAUGAAUAUAAAACUACUGCUAUUGAAUUAUAAUAAACAAUGAAAAUCCCAGAACCAAUCUUACCUUAAAGAGUUAUACCUUAUGAUUCAGAGUAAAAAUACUAAAUUUCAUAAAUAGAACUGAAUUCGAAGGAUACAGAAAAGGAGAGUUUCUAACUUUCCAAUCAGAAGAUGAAAGUGAAAGUGAAAAUUCAUAAAGAAAAGCAGGAAUUGAACAUUUUUUAAAAAACUUAACAGAUAAAGAAAUUUUGUUAUUAGAAAAAUAUAUAUAUCUAAGAAAAUAUGAUAUGAUAGCUAGAAAUCCAAGAACAUAGAAAAAGAAUGAUCAAUUUUUUAAUAAUAAUACUUCAAGAACUUCUUAAUAAUAUUAGUAAUAAUAUUCUAAGAUAAGUAGAUAAACUAAAAAAUGA